UUUGCGUUCAUUUAUUGUUUGGACAAAUUCCUGCAGACACACGCACACACACACACAUGUACGCGUCGUACAAACAUACGUAAGUAUGUGCGCCAGCAUGUGUAUGUGUAUUUUUGGGUGUGGACUUUCUUUAUUGCCUUUUUUCGCAGCAUACUUUCUUGUGCUAGUCUCAAAUGAUUCUACACAUCUUCGUGGCUAGACGUGCUCGUAAAUGUUGUAGUCGUCGUCGUCGUCGUCGUCGCUGUUGUCCUCAUCGUCCCCGCGUCGGUUUAUUGUUUUUAUUGCUCUUUUUUCUCCUGCCACUCAUUUGCUUGUUGUUAUUGUCGCUUUGUUCGCGUCAUCGGCCGCGCGUUCGCGUACACGUCGUCGCAGCAUCGCAAUGAAAGCAGCUACACACAAACAUAUAUACACACACUGCCAUAUAGUAUAUAUGCUGGUAGCAUCAUCGUCUGCUCUGCUACUAUUGCUGCUUCUGCUACUGUUGCUCCCAUUGCGGCUGUUUGUGUUCGCAAUGCCAUUGCCACAGCUGUAUUCGCCAAGCAGCCAGCCAGCCAGCGCCGUUGUCGUAAUCGUUGACUCGCCCAGUGUGCGUGCGUUCGUUAGUCGUGUGUGGCGCUGUGCCGUGGCGGUUGUUAACCAAAAAUUUUGCUUACGCUCUGAAAAAAAAUAUGCAAAAAAAAUUUUUUUUAAAUAUAUUAUGUAAGCAACGCGCUGUGACAACUAACGUUAUUUACAGUGCUCUGUGCAGUACUCUACUCAAAUCUAGUUUUAUUGAAAGUUAAUUUCGAUAUUUCCCAUUUCGUUUGUGUUGUUUGCAAAAAAUGUGCGUCUGCCAUGGACACCAAAAGCUUGUGUGAUUACGAAAGUCAAAAAAAAAAUCUGAAAUCUUGAAAGCGUCCAGUGUUGGCAGCAGCAUUUUGAAUCGAAGGCGUUAAUUAAAUCCCCACCCAAGCAACGGCAGUGCACCGGAAUGCCCACAUAAGCACACGUAGCCAGGCAAUAACAACAACAACUUGAACAAUUACAAAAAUUCAAAAUAAAGCUCAGUCAGAUAGCGACGAUGACAACAAUAAUAAUGAACAUUAAAACAGCAACUAGAACCCACCAUUAAAACCAGCAACAGCAACAACAACAAAUACGACAACGACACCAACGAACAAACACGUAGAUGACAGAAAUCCACGAGAAGCGAGAAGCUCACAAUUCACAACGACCGCAGAGAUAGAGCAUAAAGCAAAACAACACAAACAAAAGCAAAAGCAAAAAAUCGAAAAACAAACGGAAGUGCCUCACAUAGCAGGAGUGGAAAGGAAAGACAGCAAAAUAACCACGCAGAGCGGCGUAAAUGUAAUCGUAUACUCGAUUAUUCGAUGCUAGAAACACUGGUGGCGGCAGUAAGUCUAGUCUGUGGAGGGGAAGCCAUAGAUAACAGCACAAACAGUUGAGUGCAAGCUUCGGUGGGGGUGUGGAGCUACAGUGAACAGAGUGACAGUGGUGAGGACAGUGGUAGGUAAUAGGAUGAGAAGGCAAAACUGAGUGAUGGCAUUCUUGUAGAAAUCCAGUAGCAAAAACCAGUCAAGUAAACAAAUUAAAGUGCUGACUAAAAGCAGAGAGCGAAAACGAGUGAGAAUGGCGAUAAAAAUUUAACAAUACAUAAAUAUACAACAAAAACAAAACAGGAGAUUACAGAAAUCAAAGCCAAAGCGCUCAAAGCAAAGAUAUGAUGAUAAUUUACUUAAAUUAACCCAAUCCAUCCAUUAAAAGGUAUUAAAGGAACAAAAGGGAAUGCAAAAAAAAAAUUGAGCAUGCAAACAGAGUGCCAGAAGUGAGAAGCAAGCAAACGAGGCGCGGAGGAGUGUAAGUGUAAACUGAAAAAGAUGUCAAUGUAAAGCGAUAAGCAGACACCGGAUCUAUAGAUACGCUGCACAUAGUAGCGAAGCGCUUGAAAACAAGAGUGACAGCAGCAACAAAAACAAUACAAGUAUUAGCUACAAAUAAAAAAAAGAAAUUCAACGUGAAAGUGGACGCAGCACAAAAAAAGAACGGUAAAACUUAACGGUGCCCAAAGCAGAGGCAAAGUGCCGUUGUUAAAGAUUGCAGAGGAGGUUGCAGCGAGCUUGAAGCUUGAAAGCGGAAGCUGAUGCUGAUGCUGAUUGACAGCGCGCCAGCGGAAGCAGUCAUAUGAUCCGCAAAAUGAAGGGAUUAAGUUUUAGGCAAAAAGCAAAUAAGCGACGAAAAAACGUGGAAACCAACCAAACACCAAGCGGCAGCACAACACUGGCAACACGCACAGCACGCAACAACAACAGCAAGGCAAAAAUAUGCAAAACAGCAACAAUCACACAAACACAUAACGGUCACACCGAACAGCUGACAACGCCAUUAAUAUGUCGGAACAAUAACAAGCAAAACAGUUGCAACAGCGUAGGUAGCCAGCGCCGCUACUGUAGCAACGGCAGCAGCAAUUCAACACCAACACCAACACCCACCUGCAACCAGCACCACAACCACCAACACCAGCAUUGCCUCGCCCCGGGCCAGCUGACGUACAAAAUGCCAUCGCCAUUGCUGUCAAUAUGUCAGACAACAACUACAAAGGCUUUAGAUGUGUCCGCGGACCAUCAGCAACAACAGCAGCACGACCAGCUGGAAAGUGUUCAAAAUCGUUGGCUUGCCCAUAACAAAGAGCAACAACGUCAGCGAAAAACUACAAUAACAUUCGCACCCAACAAACUCACCCAACACCAACACCAACGCCAACAACCAGCAACCACAAGCGCAUUGUCUUGCUUCAGAAAAUCUUUGGCAACUUUGUCAUUGCGCUCACUGUCUCGCCAUCAGCUCUUCCAUUUCCCUCAGCACCUCCAGCAUCUUCACCUUCACUUUGGCAUCGCCAUCAUAGUGCUGGCCUUCAUUUUAAUGUAUUCAUGCCCAUGCGCGUCGGCCUUGCGUCUCACAAAUGGCGGCAACACUAAAACUUUAUCCGCUAAUAAGGAGCAAUUAAAUAUUGGCCUAAUUGCACCGCACACAAAUUUUGGCAAACGUGAAUAUUUACGCGCCAUUAACACAGCCGUACAGGGUCUGGCGAAGACACGCGGUGCCAAGCUGACGUUCCUGAAAGACUAUUCAUUUGAACCGCGUAAUAUACAUUUUGAUAUGAUGUCGCUGACGCCGAGUCCGACAGCCAUAUUGAGUACACUCUGUAAAGAGUUCUUACAAGCGAAUGUCUCUGCCAUACUAUAUAUGAUGAAUAAUGAACAAUUCGGUCAUAGCACUGCCUCCGCUCAAUAUUUUCUACAACUUGCCGGCUAUCUUGGCAUACCGGUAAUCUCAUGGAAUGCCGACAACUCGGGUCUAGAGAGACGCGCCUCUCAAUCGACACUUCAACUUCAGUUAGCUCCAAGUAUAGAACAUCAAAGUGCUGCUAUGUUGAGCAUUCUAGAGCGUUACAAAUGGCAUCAAUUUUCGGUUGUCACCUCUCAGAUAGCCGGGCACGAUGAUUUUGUACAGGCUGUAAGGGAGCGUGUCGCCGAAAUGCAAGACCAUUUCAAAUUCACGAUACUCAAUUCGAUUGUGGUAACGCGCACCAGCGACUUGAUGGAAUUAGUGAAUAGCGAGGCUAGAGUGAUGCUCCUCUAUGCCACACAAAGCGAAGCGGUUACUAUUCUUAGAGCUGCUGAAGAAAUGAAGUUAACUGGCGAAAAUUAUGUGUGGGUCGUCAGUCAAUCGGUUAUCGAGAAGAAGGAUGCACAUCCACAAUUUCCCAUUGGUAUGUUGGGUGUACACUUCGAUACGAGUAGUGCAGCACUGAUGAAUGAAAUAUCGAAUGCGAUUAAAAUUUACGCAUUCGGCGUGGAAGCAUACCUCACAGAUCCGGCAAAUCGGGGGCGACGUCUCACAACACAAUCACUUUCGUGUGAGGAUGAGGGACGUGGACGUUGGGAUAACGGUGAAAUCUUCUUCCGUUAUUUGCGCAACGUAUCCAUUGAGGGUGAUCUGAAUAAACCCAAUAUAGAAUUCACUGCCGAUGGCGAUCUCAAAUCUGCUGAAUUGAAAAUCAUGAAUUUGCGUCCUGGAGCAAACAAUAAGAAUCUCGUUUGGGAAGAGAUUGGCGUCUGGAAGUCAUGGGAGACGCAAAAGCUUGAUAUACGUGACAUUGCCUGGCCGGGUAACUCGCAUGCUCCACCACAGGGUGUACCCGAAAAAUUCCAUUUAAAGAUAACAUUCCUCGAGGAGGCACCCUAUAUCAAUCUCUCACCCGCCGACCCAAUCAGUGGCAAAUGUCUAAUGGAUCGCGGCGUCCUUUGUCGGGUCGCGGCCGAUCACGAGAUGGCCGCUGACAUCGAUGUCGGGCAAGCGCAUCGCAAUGAAUCGUUCUAUCAGUGUUGUAGUGGCUUUUGCAUCGAUCUACUGGAAAAGUUUGCCGAAGAAUUGGGUUUCACAUACGAAUUGGUGCGGGUCGAAGAUGGUAAAUGGGGUACACUUGAGAAUGGUAAAUGGAAUGGGCUGAUUGCGGAUUUGGUAAAUCGUAAAACCGACAUGGUAUUGACAUCGCUGAUGAUCAAUACCGAACGCGAAGCUGUGGUGGACUUCAGUGAGCCAUUCAUGGAAACUGGUAUUGCGAUAGUAGUGGCUAAGCGUACGGGUAUUAUAUCACCAACAGCUUUUCUAGAACCAUUCGAUACCGCCUCUUGGAUGCUGGUCGGUAUUGUGGCGAUACAUGCUGCCACAUUUAUGAUCUUCCUCUUCGAAUGGCUUUCACCAAGCGGUUAUAAUAUGAAACUGUAUUUACAAAAUACUAGUGUAACGCCAUAUCGUUUCUCGCUAUGUCGUACCUAUUGGCUUGUGUGGGCGGUGCUCUUUCAGGCUGCUGUACAUGUAGACUCACCGCGCGGUUUCACCUCACGAUUCAUGACGAACGUGUGGGCUCUAUUCGCUGUAGUCUUUUUGGCCAUCUACACUGCUAACUUGGCUGCCUUCAUGAUAACGCGAGAGGAAUUUCAUGAAUUCAGCGGUCUGAACGACAGCCGCUUAGUACAUCCCUACUCGCAUAAACCCUCAUUUAAGUUCGGUACAAUACCAUACAGCCACACCGACUCAACUAUACACAAAUAUUUUAAGGAUAUGCAUCACUACAUGAGACAAUACAACAAAACUAGCGUCGCUGAAGGCGUAGCCGCCGUUCUCAAUGGUAAUCUCGACUCGUUCAUCUACGAUGGCACUGUGCUCGAUUAUUUGGUGGCACAAGAUGAAGACUGUCGUUUAAUGACUGUCGGCAGCUGGUAUGCCAUGACAGGUUAUGGUCUCGCCUUUAGUCGCAAUUCAAAAUACGUCCAAAUGUUCAACAAACGUCUAUUAGAGUUUCGCGCCAAUGGCGAUCUGGAGCGCUUACGUCGUUACUGGAUGACGGGCACAUGUCGUCCCGGCAAACAAGAGCAUAAAUCCUCCGAUCCACUUGCGCUAGAACAGUUCUUAUCCGCUUUCCUACUACUUAUGGCUGGUAUUCUAUUUGCCGCAUUACUACUGCUGCUCGAACACAUCUAUUUUAAGUAUGUGCGAAAACGUUUAGCCAAAAAAGAUGGUUGUCAUUGUUGUGCGUUGUUGUCACUGUCAAUGGGUAAAGCGUUGACAUUUCGCGGUGCAGUUUUUGAGGCAACGGAAAUACUGAAAAAACAUCGCUGCAAUGAUCCCAUUUGUGAUACACAUCUGUGGAAAGUUAAGCAUGAAUUGGAUAUGUCACGUUUGCGUGUGCGACAAUUGGAGAAAGCGUUGGAUCAGCAUGGCAUUAAACCACCACAAUUGAGAUUGACGUCAUCUACGGAUAUGUUGAAUCAUCAUCAUCUGAAAGAACGACCACCGUUGCUGGGCAACUUGAGUUUAGCUGCGAGUGCACAAGAUUUAUACAGGUGGUCUUACAAAACGGAAAUUGCGGAAAUGGAGACGGUGCUGUAAGAGACCAGACCGCAACAAAUACCACCGUACACCACCACAUGCCAACAACAUCGACACCACCAAUAUACAUACAUACAUGUAGGAAUCGGGCGACCGCCACCACAUAAGACGCGCUGCCUGAAGAUGAGCCACUAACUAAUGCUGCAAAGCGAAUGAAUAAUGCUGCCUGUCUGCCUUGCUGCCUUCCAGCCAAUAACACUACGGCAUGCGGAAGCAAUAGAUUUCAGUGGGAAAUGAGCACGAAUGCCUAUAACAGUAUGAUGUUUGAAUCACACGUAAAAACUUUAUAGGAAAUAUCAGGUGGCAAGGAGCAAAGCACAACGAACAGAAAGCAGAGGGCAGCACAGUUAUCGAUGGAGCGAAAUCUUGCUCGUUUUGCAAGGAUCCACAGCAAAAAGUUAACAAUGCCAGCAACGGAGUAAUGCAUGCACACAUACAUACAUACAUACCUGUUUGUGUGUGUGUAUAUGCGGGCAAAGCUUGGAAUUUGAAUAAUGAUUGAGCUGAAAAAAAAACACAAAAAUAAAUUAAUAUAAACCAACAACAACAGCAACGCAUCAAAAAAUAAACAUUGUGUGUAGUAUUUAUAUAUAUAUAUGUAUGAGUGUGAAUAAUAUUAAGAGCCAAAUGAGAAAUUCAACUUCAAAGCCGAACUUAAUGAUUACAAGUAAUAAUUACCAAUAAUCAAUCAUAAUGAUAACAAUAAUAACAAGAUGGCAUGCUAAACACAGUUAUAAAUCAAAAUAGUUUUAUUGAACACAAAAAAAAAAACUAAACAAAUAAUACAAACGAACAAUAAAGGUUUAAGCGAAAGGCACCAAACACAUUGAAAUGCACAAAUGCAAAGUUUUAAGGGCUUAUAACCACUUGCAAGUCAGAAAAAACGCGUAAUUUGCUGAUUUUUUUAAGAGUAAUUUUGCUUAAUAAUUUAAAAAAAAUGUACAUUAACAAUUUAAUAUCAUUUAAUAAUCGGCGAAUCGUUUUGAAAUAUUUUGGAUGCGCUUGCUGCCGUUGUCGAUCUCUAGGGGCACCUUCCAAAACAGUUAUCUGGCGGCGAAAAAAAAUGUUCCGCUUAAAAUUAAUUCGAAUCCUGAAUCCAAAAAUAAUAACAAUAAUUACAAUUAAUGAAUACAGUUUAUGAUGGUAGGACGAGUCAUUAUUUUGAUUUUUUGACAAAGCGGCGGUUUCCCAAAAGAAAAAGUCGUUUUUCGUGAAUUGCAAAAUGGCUAGGUUAGGUUAAAUGGUCGAUCUUAAAAAGGGGAUCUCACUUGAACAGCUGGUCCGUUGUGGUACCUGGAACUCCUAUAAAAAUUUGUCAAAAAGACACUCAUAAAUCGACAAAGCGUUUUGUACCAAUUAUGAAUUUGUUGAGCCCAAUGACAGUUUCGGCUAUGUCUGCUGGUUUGCUGAAGGUAUGACUGCCUAUAUCGUCUUAGUAGCUAAUCGGCUUUGCAGUUUCUUGCGAUGCCGCUAUGACCAAUCACCCAAACGAGUCUAAUGAUGAAGUAGCAUGAUGCUAUUUCUAGUGAGGACAGACACUCCUUGACUAACUUUAAACGCACAGUCUUCCAGUUCAAUGUUAAUUUCGCUGCUCUGCUGUCGGAGUUAAUGCACACCUCCCUGAAAGAAGCUGCAGUUUUGAGUAGUAAAUCUACAGCUACCUUAAUAGCAGCCACUUCUGUCUGAAAAACACUACAGUAGUCUGGUAGCCUAAAGCUAAGCUUGAGGGAGAGCUUUUUAUUGAAGACUCCCCAUCCAAUUCUAUCUCCUGGCUUCAACCCAUCCGUGAAAAAGAUCACUGCGCCUCUUCUCCAGCAACUUUUUCCAGUGCACAUAUCCCUCAUGAGUAUGUGAGUGAAGAUACAGCUGCCUGGAGUUGCCUCAAUAACGCAAUGCUUCAAAUUUCGAUCUGCAAUGCACUGUAGCUAAAAAAAUCGAAAUUGUUAUCAAAAAUCUUAUUAUAUCGAUUGGUAAUUGCGAAAUAUAUUUAAGAUGAUUUGCGAAAAUUUCAGGUCGAUCGGUCCAGCGGUUUCGAAGAAAUUUUCCUCACUAACUCUGUGGACAGCAUUUCGGGAAAGGCACGUUUAAAGUUUGGAAUUCGAUUACACUUAAUUAAAAAAUUCCUAAAAAUACGCUCAUAACUCCGAAACUAUCUGCAGGAUCAACAUCAAAUUUUCGAAGAACAUUUUCAAAUAUACCUAUUAUACAUAAAUUCUAUACGCAAAAAAAAUUGUUUUUUUCACAAGUGGUUAUAACCUCUUAAUACAAACGAAGAACAAAAAGUUAAAGCGGAAUACACUUACAUUCUUAAAAUGCGCCGAUGCAAAGAUUUAAACAAAAAUAUUUAAAAUAAAAAAUUAAAAAUAAAUAAUUGAAAUGUCUUAAAAAUUAAUUGUUUAGAUUAAUAAUGAAAAUAAUAAAUAUGAUUAAUAAUUGUAAAAGAAUGUAAACGGCCAACAAGCCACCCAGCUAUGUAUGCACUAAACAGAACUUUUAAACUGUACACAGACGGCAACGCACACGCAUUAGAUAAGUCCACCUUAAAGCUUUACAAAGUGCAAGCGGAUGUGUACAGUUUAACGGUUGUGUGCGCUUCACCAGUACACUUCCAUGCUUGAGGCAACUAAAUUCACUAAAUUGAAUAACACUAGUUUAAUGUAUGGAAAACAAAACCAAAACCAAAAACAAAAAUAAAAAGAAAACAAAAACAAAAACAAAAACCAAAACCAAAACAAAGAAAAACCAGUAACAAAAAUUGAAAACUCAACUACAAUUAAGGCGAACCCAACUCAUACUCGUAAAUGCCUCAAAUUUGUUAUUCAUUUGUUAUUACAUAUGUAUAUGUGUAAAGGUUUUCGAGUGUAAUUAAGCUUAAUUAAAACUAACACACAUACACACAUAUAACUAUAUGUUUGUAAAAGCUAACUAAUUUGUCAGUAAAUUACUUGAAAAUCGUUUUUAAAAACCGAAGUGAAAAUUGACUGAAAAAUACUAAAAAUUGCAAAGCACAAAGUAAACAACUAAUUCAAGAUGUUGAAAAGCACAAAACAGACAAAAGCAAGGUCUAAUAAGAAAGCAGCAUUUUAAAAUAGAUUUAAAAAUGACAUAAAAAAUGUCGUAAAUUGUAGUUGCAACAUUUCAUGGAAAAAUUGUGCACUAAAUGAAAACGUUAACAGUUGUAUAAACUGCUUGCUAAGCAAAUCACGUGGUGGUAGAAAAAUGUCUCUAGAAGCAAAUUGACGAUAACGGUAUUCAAAAAACUUGAAAGCACUCUACAAAAAGCUUUGACUUUCUCUACAAUAUUUUGUGCUUAAACUGCUUUAAAUGCUGCAAUUCAAUUUUCACACAGCUGUAGCUCGGUUUUUUGUAGUCGCAGGUACCUAACACAAGCCAAAAUUAUUUAAUAGUUUACCUAUUGGAAAUAAACUAUUAGCAAAUGUAAUUGUUAUAUAUGCAAGUUGAAAGGUAUUAGUUGUGUAAGAAAUUACGAAGGAUGAAGAAAUGGAAAUACUGCUAUUUUUUGUUUCGUUUUUUGGCUGUCGAAUAAAAAGUCUGAACUUGAUGCGAUAGUAAAUUUUUUUUAUGAUUUUACACAUAUGCACCAUAUAUGUAUGUAUGUACAUUAGGGUGUGCGUUAUUACGCAAGUUUAUUUAUUUAUUUUUUUUUGCAUACGUCUCCUGAAGUUUCAGAUUUUGCGCUAAAUAAACAAAUGACAGCAAACAAGUUCUUUGUUUUCAACUUAAACCGUGAAUAAAUCAUUUUACUUUUCCGAUAUAUUUAACUUUUUUCAAUAUUUUGCAAUACAUUUUUCAUCUCCAAUGCAAAUUAAUCUACAACUUUGAAAGGGUGAUGUUCUAUUACUAAAUUAUAAUGCUCUCAAAAAAUUAUCCAACGAAAUCAUAUUUCUUUUCUCAUGCACAUAGGUAUAUAGCAUGGGACUUUUUGAUCUUUUCCAAUAAAUGUUUUUUCUACAAAGAAUAUAAACCUACAACUUUAAAAAAUAGCCUUUUAAAAAAAUAUCGCUCUUCAAAAAAAGUCUUAUUGGUUUCUUCCAUAAAACCACAUCUUUAAAAGUUAUACGUGGUUAAAAUUAUGCAUCAAAUGCAUUGAGUAAUUCAGUAAUAGAUCAUUCAUACAUAUAGUACACCAUGUCGUAUGAGCAACACAGAAUUUAUAAACACUUGUAUGAAUACUCCGUACGUUUAAUUUUAACUGCGUAUAACUUUUAAAGGAAUGUUUUCAUGAAAAAAAAUAUUUAGAACUUUUUUGUAGAGCGGAAAAUUUUGUAUUGGAAUAUAGUUGUUAUAGGUUUUGCAAUUUGCUUUAGAGAUAAAAUAUGUAUUGCGAAAAAUUAAAAAAUCGCGAAAGUAAAAUGAUUAAGGCGCGAUUUAAAUAGAAAAUAAAAAGUUUGUUUACGUCGGAUAAUUUUUUAGAGCAAAAAUUCAAUCUAUUUUGGAAAUAACGGACACUCUAAUGUACAUAUACAUACAUAAUAUGUUUCAGUAUGACUAUUCUUUACCCUAACCCCAUCAUUUAUAGUUGAUUCAACUAAAUUCUUCUUCACACUUGCAUAUAAAUUUGUAUGUAUGUCUAAGUAGUGGUCUUGUAGUUGCUUAUUUUACACUAAAUAUGCUACUUAAACUAAACAUAUUGUUGCUAACUAAAUUUGUUGAUAACCUGAAAAUGUCGAAAACAUAAAAAAUUAGUGCACUUAUGUUGGAUAUUGAUUACGCUGAAUUUUUUUUUUUUUGAAGAUUCCGUUUUGUAAUAGUGAAAUCGGUGAUUUUAACAAUAGUUGGCCACAAGUUCUUUUUUUUUUUUGUUACUUAAAAAAUAGUUUCUAAUACAUAAAUGAUAUUAAAUACAAUACUCGUAUGAGCUGAAAAUAAAUAAACCCUUUUGAAAUAAAGUGCUUGAGUGAUUACUUAGAGACAGGGGAUUCGAUUGCUAUCAAUUUUUUUCUGCAUGUUUUGUAUAUUUAAUUACAUUGUUGCCAAUUUUGCCUGUAUUUUUUUUUUUUUACCUAUUACAAAUCGGUUCCUCUAUCCCUUUAAAGCAAUAUUCUAAAUAAGUGCACAAAUUAUAAUAAAAAUAUUAUAUGAAAACAAAACUAUAAUGUAAUAAAAAGAAAGAAAAAACACUAAAAGAGCUCUAAUACAAAACUCAAACAAUUAAAAACAUAACGAAUGUUAGUAAUUUGUUUUUUAAGUCACCUAAAAUUUGAUUUUUAACGUUUCAACCAAAGUAAAAUACUUGAAAAAGGGUUGCUGCAAAGUUUGUGUGCGAAUGUUUACUGAAACUUUCUAGAAACAAGCGAAAAUAAAUAUAAAUUACUGCUUUCUAUGUCAACAUUAAACCAAAUUACCAUAUUGUUAAGCUACUUGACUUAUGUAAAUAUUAGAACGCUACAAAUGCUUCUUAAUGAUAGUUUAAGGGAAAUUGCUUUCUUUUUAAUGUUCUUCUACAACUUUAAAUAUUUUUAAAUAAUCGCUAUCUCUUUUAAGUGUUACAAUACCGUUAAAUAUCAAUUGCUGCCCUUUAUGGUACUUUGUGUGUUACAACAAGUCAGAUAGAUAUAUAAUAUUAUAUUACAGGAAUAGGUACCAAAGGGACUCAAAUAAUGGUUGGUUGCUAAUACUGAAAAAAAAAAAUUAAUUUGUACGAGUUUGCUUAAAUCAUUUUCAAUUACAAAGUAUUAUAAAAAUGUUUAAUUAUUUUAAUGAGUCGCUCCUUAAGCGGUUUUAUCCACUUGCAAGUUAGAAAAAUCGCGUUCUUUUGUGAAAUUUUAUUCUAAAGAGACAUUUUAUUUAAGAAAUAAAUAAAAUUUAUUCAAUAAAUAAAAAGAAAUAAUGUGCAUUUACAUAAUUUAAGGCAUUUUAAUAAUCGGCCACUCAUUUUGAAACAUUUUCGAUUCUCUUGAUCCCGUAACCGAUCUCCAGGAGAACCUCUGAAAAAAUGGUCUCUAUCAAUGAAAAAGAUUUUGCUGCUUAAAAUUAUCUCAAAUUCGAAAACCAAAAAAAUGUAUUAUUACAAUAUAUGAGUGCAUGUAAUGAUCGAAGGACUGCAAGUAGUAAAAAAUUUUAGUUUUGACCAAAUGGCGACUUUCCAAAAAAAAAACGUUUUUUGUGAAAAAGUUAAAGUAAAAGUUACUUAAAAAAUUUAAUUUGUUAUCAAAAAUCGGAUUCCUUCUAUCAUUACCUGACAAAUACCAUAUAUCUAAGAAUUUUGUAUGAAAAUUUCAAUCAAUUUCGGAGAGAUUUUUCUCAACGACUCUGUAAACAGCGUUCCGAGAAAAAUUCGUACAAAUACACUCAUAUAUAUUCGAAAUUAUUCGGCUGAAAACUUUCGGAAAAUAUAUUCAAUUAUUGUAUAUAAACAUUCGAUAUAUACUCUUUUGUGCAAAAAAAAUAGAUGUUUUGAAAUUCACAAGAGGAUAUAAGUCCUUAAUUACGAUUCGAGAAUCAAUCAAUUUUUUUAAUAUUAUGAGAUGAGUAGUAAAAAAGCAUUAGGCUUUCAAAUCAGUUUUCUGUUGUUUUUCUAAUUGUUUCCUUUAAGUAUGCUUCUUCAAAUCAAGGAUUAUUAAAUUUCAAUAAUAUCUGUUUCUACACCAUAUUUUUCAAUAAUCUAUCCCAAGUUGUACAUUUUUUACUAACCAUGUCACGCAUUUAUAUUUCAUAUACAUAUUCUUAAUAAUACCCUGAAACCCCUGAAACCCCUGAAAUGGGAUUAAUUUUUUCAAAUUGCUGACUGGAUAACAAAGAAUGACCGUCUAAUGUUUGUUAUAACAGUAAUUUAUUUUCAUUUAGCAAAGAAGUAUAACAUUUUAUUGUAGUUGCAAAUGUACUUAGGUGCAUUGACAUAUUUACAUACAUUCGUAUAAGGCAAACUUAAAAAUGAGAUGAAUGCAUACAUGCAAAUUGUGUAUUAAAGAAAAUAAAUAAAAAUAUACUCAAAAUAUUGUAACUUUUUUUUCUACUGAAUUUUGUGUAAAAUACGAAAAAUUAUACGAGACAAACACCGGCGAUCGAUUUUGAAAAUGUGGGCACAUACCAUAAUGGCAAUUAAUUGCAACUGAAAUAAAAUUUGUUUUGUUAACAAAAAAUUUUAACAUUUACAUGUAAUAAAUUAGUUGAAAACGAAAGUAAUAAACCUUAACAAGAGAUGUUGUAGCGAAAGCCAGCAAAGGCGACAAGUAACAAAUAUAUAUAUAAAGUAUUAUAUAUAUGUAUAUGUAGUUAAAUUGAAUUAUAUUAAAAUUUUGGAGGUGAAACUAUUUACAUACAUAUAUUUAAAUUAUAUACACACAUACAAACAUACAUGCAAGCAUAUGCAAAACGAAGAGAAAAAUCAUAAACGGUUUGCUUUUUGAUUCUUACGGUUUCGUAGCCUUGUUGUUUUGCUUUUUGUUUGAUUGAGUUCAAAAACUAUUAAAUAUGAAGAGGCAUUGAAUUGAAAAGCAGCCUACACCUUGUUUCAAAAUUAAAUUUGCGGCAACAACAUAAAAUUACACAACCAAAGCUCCGAGCAUACUUCAAAAAGCUUUUAUUAAAUUUUAUAUUAUAAUAAUAUAUCUGCGAAUUUAAAACUUAUAGCAAAUAUUAUGCAUUUAAAAUUUUAACUUUCAAUAAUAUUUUCAUUAAAAUAUUUUCUCUCCACUUAGACUUCGAAGUGAAUUACUAUCAAUACAAUUAUGGUUUACUGUUUCACAAUUUUCAAAGUAGAGCCCUUACAAAUGAACAGUUAAUGUCGGAUACCAAAAUAAAAAUAAAAAUUGUUUACUACUAUUAUUAUACUUCUUUAAUUUCACACCAACUUCAAUUAGCAACAUUAAAAAUUAAAACGCUUGCUGAAAAUUAAGAACCAAAAAAUUUUUUAUUAGAAACCUCUACUUUUAUUUUCAAUCCCAUGCUUGAAAAAAAAACUUAAUCCCAAGUAUGAGAUUGAAAAAAUUUUUAAUACAAAAUAAUAAAAAUAUAUAUAUUUAUUUAUUUUGUAAUCCCGAAACUCUUAAGAAAAAGUAAUUUUAAAAUGUUUAAUUCCAAAUACGGGAUGGUAAAAAAAUUUCAAUUCCAAAUAUGAGAUUGAAAAAAUUUUUAAUACAAAAUAAUAAAAAUAUAUAUACUUUUUUUUUUGUAAUCCCGAAACUCUUAAGUAAAAAUUUUUAUUCUCAUACCGAAUUGAAAAAUAAAUAAAAAUUUACUCCCAUGCUUAUAAUUAAAAAUUAAUAGACAUUUGUAUACAAUUUAAAAUUUUUCGCAUUUGCGUACUUUGUUUUCUGCCAGUUCAAUUAAUUUUCGAAAGGAAAGCUAAUUUUUAAUAAAAUAUUAACAUUUAUUAACUAUUUUUGUCUAAUGUAUAUUUAGUUACUUUUAAUUAUUGGUAUUCAGUUAGAAAUAUAUGCAUCUUUACUUUUUUAUCGCUUUUAAGGUAAACAUUUUUUUUAUUUGUUUUUAGAAUUUCUAAGUCAAAAAAUAUUUUUUAAAUUUUUAAUAAUAAUAAAUGUUUGGGCUUAAAAAUAAAAUUUACAAUUUUUUAUUAUUAAAUUAAAAAAUUAAAAAAAAAAAAAUUAAAAUUUAAAUUUUUUAUU
This is a messenger RNA of Bactrocera oleae (olive fruit fly), 14540 nucleotides long. The record is from RefSeq and is a predicted model, not a curated record. NCBI's taxonomy places the organism in Eukaryota, Metazoa, Arthropoda, Insecta, Diptera, Tephritidae.